GCACACCCGUGUAGAAACCCCAUGUGGCCUUUUUCUGGUCUGGUCUUUAUCUGGCUGGCCAGGUGUGUAAAAUGAAACGGAUUAGCUCUCUCCACAAGCAGUUAUGGGUCUGAGGUGAUGCCUUGGAACACCAUGAUACAUCUUUCUGGGGGGUUGUGGGAGAGGAAGACAGAGUCUGGGGUUUGCCUCCACUCUGGUGGAUCUCUACGACAUAUUGACCAUGGAGAAUGUGUGAGGUGUUAGCACAGAGGUUCGAGAAGGGUACCAUGCAGGUGGUGUCCAUGAUGAUCCUGGCCACCCCCAGCACCGAGACCCGCAAUGCGUUGGCACGGGAGUUGCUUCUAGCUGCGCUGGAGGACCUGACCCAGGAGCAGUUGAAGCGCUUCUGCUACAAGCUGCGGGACGCACAGCUGGAUGGCCGCAGCAUCCCGCGAGGGCGGCUGGAGCACGUGGAUCGCGUGGACCUCGUUGAAAGACUGACCCAGUUCUACGGGCCAGAACCAGCGCUGGAUGUUACCCGAAAGGUCCUGAAGAAGGCUGACGCUCGCGAUGUGGCAGCGAGGCUCAAGGCGCAGAGGCUGGAGGGACUGGGCCCCAGCUGCUCCGCGCUUCUCUCUGUGUCAAAGUACAAGAAGAAAUACCGCGAGCACGUGCUGCUACAGCACGCUAAAGUGAAGGAGAGGAACGCCCGCUCGGUGAAGAUCAGCAAGCGCUUCACCAAGCUGCUCAUCGCGCCAGGGAUGGAGGACGAGGUGCUGGGGACGGAGGAAGAGCCGGAGCCCGAGCGAGCGCGGCGCUCAGACUCGCACACCUUUAAUCGGCUGUUCCGCGGCGACGAGGAGGGCCAGCGGCCGCUGACCGUGGUGUUGCAGGGCCCGGCAGGUAUCGGCAAGACCAUGGCAGCCAAGAAAAUCCUCUACGACUGGGCAGCAGGCAAGCUGUACCAUGGCCUGGUGGAUUUCGCCUUCUUCCUAUUGUGCCGCGAGGUAUUGGAGCGGCCAGGUGAGUGCAGCUUGGCAGACCUGAUCCUGGACCAGUGCCCGGACCGCGUCGCGCCAGUGCGGCAGAUGCUGGCACAACCCCAGCGCCUGCUGUUUAUCUUGGACGGCGCAGACGAACUGCCCGGUUUAGGAGCCCCGGAGGCUGCGCCUUGCACAGACCCUUUCCAAGCUACAAGCGGUUUGCGGAUACUGAGUGGGCUGCUGAGCCAGGAGCUGCUCCCCUCGGUUCGCCUACUGGUGACUACACGCACUGUCGCCCCUGGGAGGCUGCAGGGCAGACUGAGCUCACCACAGUGCGCUGAGGUGUGCGGCUUUUCCGACAAAGACAAGAAAAAAUAUUUCUUUAAGUUCUUCAAGGAUGAGAAGAAGGCGGAGCGUGCCUAUCGCUUUGUAAAAGAGAAUGAGACGCUGUUCACACUGUGUUUUGUGCCCUUUGUGUGCUGGAUCGUGUGCACCGUGCUGCAGGAGCAGCUCCAGUUGGGUCAGAACCUGUCUCGCACCUCCAAGACCACAACGUCAGUGUACCUGCACUUCGUUAUCAGCACGCUGAAGUCUCCAGGCGCCGAUGGGCCCCAGGUGCCGAGAGAGCUGUGCAAGCUGUGCCUCCUGGCCCGGGAGGGCAUCCUGAAGGGCCAGGCUCACUUCUCUGAAAAGGACCUGGAGCGACUGAAGCUUCAAGGCUCCCAAGUCCAGACAUUGUUUCUCAGCAAGAAGGAAGUACCAGACGUGCAAGAAAAGAAAGUCACCUACAGUUUCAUCGACCUGAGUUUCCAGGAGUUCUUGGCUGCAUUGUCCUACCUGUUGGAGGACAAAGGAGCUCCAGGGGCACCGGUUGGGGGUGUGCAAAUGCUCUUGAACUCUGAUGCAGAGCUGCGUGGUCACCUCGUACUCACUACUCGCUUCCUCUUCGGUCUGUUGAAUGUAGAGUGGAUUGGUGAUAUUGAACGCCACUUUGGCUGUGUGGUGCCAGAGCGUGUGAAGCAGGACACCCUGCGGUGGGUACAGGGACAAGGCCGCCGCAGGGUGGCACCAGUAGGGGCACAAAGGAAUGAUAAGUUAGAGGACACCGAGAAACCAGAGGAGGAGGAGGAAGAGGAGGAGGAGAAGGAAGAGGAGAUCAACCUUGGGCUGGAGCUGCUAUACUGCCUGUAUGAGACACAGGAUGAUACCUUUGUGCACCAGGCCCUGAGCAGUCUUCCAGAACUGGUGCUGGAGAGAGUGCGUUUCAGUUGGAUGGACCUAGAGGUCUUGGGUUACUGUGUGAAACGCUGCCCAGAGGGACAGGCACUGAAGCUGGUCAGCUGUGGGCUGGUGGCUGCACGAGAGAAGAAAAAGAAGAAUCUGGUGAAGCGGCUGAAGGGCAGUUCUCGAGCCACCAAGAAGCAACCCCUGGCCUCCCUACUACAUCCACUCUGUGAAGUCAUGAUUGACCAGCAGUGUAAUCUGAGCAGCCUGACCUUGUCAUGCUGCAAACUACAUGAUGCAGUUUGCCAAGAUCUCGCUAAAGCCCUGAGGGUGGCUUCCAACCUAAGAGAGCUGGGUAUCCUCCAGUGCCGGCUCACCAAGAUAGGCCUACAUUUGCUGAGUGAAGGUUUGGUUUGGCCCAAGUGUCAGGUGCAGACACUCAGGAUGCAGCUGCUUGACCUCCGUGAAGCAAUCCAGUACCUGGUCAUUGUGCUCCAACAGAGCCCAGUCCUCACCACCCUGGACCUCAGUGGCUGUCAGCUGUCUGGCCCCAUGGUGACCAAUCUGUGUUCAGCUCUGAAGCAUCCAACAUGCUGCCUGAAGACCCUCAGUCUGGCCUCCGUGGAGCUGAGUGAGCUGUCACUGAGGGAGCUUCGGGCUGUGAAGACAGCAAAGCCCAAUCUAACCAUCAUGCACUCAGCACUGGACACAUUUCAGACUCCUAAAGGAUGUGGAAAUGUCUUCUAAGGCCUGGAGGCUAGAGCAGGGUAGAGGAUACUGUAACCAGAGUCCCUAUGAAGACAUCCUCCCCACUCAAAGGCAAGAGGAUGCCAGCCUCCCCCUCCAGGCAAGUCUUUUGAGUCAAGAGGCAAUGGAAGGGCAAACAGAAGACUCUUGUCAGCUCCUGGACAAGUCAGCACAUGCCCUUCCCUGCACACUCUGAGAGUCCUCUUCCUCAGCCCCACAACUACUGCCACCUCCCUUUCUGGGACCCUCCAGUAUGCCCCUUGCAGAUACUCCCAACAACAUCUGUUGUAUGGAUCAGUAUAGGCCCCAAGAGUUCCGUAGCAGAAAGUAGAUGAGUCACCAUCCCAACCUGGAAUUUGGGCCCUUGGCUUUUGAAAUAAUGCCAUCCCUAGAGCUGUGUAGCUUAAGCCCAGAGGCAUCCACUUCUGCCUAAGAGCUACAGGAAAGGAAUCAGAAGAGUGACAGCUUCAGUUGGGAGCUUGGACAGCACAGUGGAUGUUUCUAACAUACUGAUAAUAAAUUUUCUUUUGGAUUCCCUUU
Messenger RNA from Nannospalax galili (Upper Galilee mountains blind mole rat), 3473 nucleotides. RefSeq names its product NLR family pyrin domain containing 6 (gene Nlrp6). The record is from RefSeq and is a predicted model, not a curated record. Gene Ontology annotation, molecular function: vasopressin receptor activity; peptide binding. Gene Ontology annotation, biological process: response to bacterium; regulation of inflammatory response; acute inflammatory response. Gene Ontology annotation, cellular component: cytoplasm; canonical inflammasome complex. NCBI's taxonomy places the organism in Eukaryota, Metazoa, Chordata, Mammalia, Rodentia, Spalacidae. The transcript has 7 exons. Bases 228 to 2933 code for a protein of 901 amino acids.